GGUUAUCAAUGGGUUAUCGAUUGUGCCGAGGUGGGCUGAGGGCGAACUAAUCGGUAGUGAGAUAAACUUGUUUAUGGGAGGGGAAUCUACUGAGAGAGUGCUGGAAUGAGAGUGUUUGAUUUCUUUUCUUUGUAUUUGUGUAUCUAUUUUGAUUGGGAUUUUUGAGAUUAUAGGUUAUCUUCAUUAGAAUCUCAUAUUAUUUACAAUAGCUAUCAUAUAUACUCCAGUAGCCAUGUCUUCACCAGCUUCCGUGUCAGAUCAGCCAAAGGUCAAACUUUACUGGCUCAACCAAUCCCGAUCUCAACGAAUCCUCUGGCUCCUUGAAGAAUUGAAAGUACCCUACGAGCUGGAAAUCAUCCACAGACUUCCCUCCAAGCACGCACCUCCCGAAUUGAAAAAAGUGCAUGCGCUGGGAAAAUCUCCCGUCCUUACAAUUCUACCCGUGGGAGCCACGGAACCGGUAGUUUUGGCGGAGAGUGCGUUUAUCACUGAAUAUCUCCUCGAUCAUUUCACGCACGGCAGUACCCUUCUCCCCACCCGCUGGAAGCCCGGUCAAGAAAACACUCUCGGUGGCGAAACCGAAGAAUGGACUCGUUUCCGCUAUUACAUGCAUUACGCCGAAGGCUCUCUGAUGCCUCCCCUCCUGGUCGCUCUCAUCAUGUCUAUGAUCAAUUCGCCCAAUCUUCCAUUUUUUAUCCGUCCUAUCACAGGCAUGAUAACUUCAAAAGUACACGAAUCAUUCCUGGAACCGAAUUUCAGUACUCAUUUUACCUUUCUUAAUGAACAAAUCCAGAGCUCUCCAAAUGGUGGAAAAUAUCUCUGUGGUGAACAUCUCACUGGUGCAGAUAUCCUCAUGUCAUUUCCUCUUGUAGCAGCUAAACAGCGCGCUGGAUUAACAGAGGACAAAUAUCCGGAACUUUUCGCCUAUACAGAACGAUUAGAAAAUGAAGCGGGAUAUAAGAGAGCUGUUGAAAAGAUUGUGGAUAUCGAGGGAGAGUUCAAGGCGAUUUAACUCUGAGGGUUCUUUGGUAAUCACCAUGACUGUAUACGAGCGCAUCAAGCUCGAAAUGCCAAGUGGGAGAAAUGAAGCAAUAUUUGUGUUUCUUGUCCUAUAUAUAUUUCGCUGAAUCUUUUCCCAUUCGAUGUAUUUUAUUAUUGUACCGAUUAUAGAUAGAUCUCAUUUCAGUUCUUCAAUGGACUUUCAUAUUUACCGAUCUUCUAUACUUUACCCCCACUGCAAAGAUUCAACAGGAGGUUCACUGUAUCACCCUACCUAAUAUGCAGGGCGGUAGCUUCGUGUAUAUCAUGAGUACUAGUUUUGAGUUCUGGUGAUACUAUACAUCGAAACAGUGUGAUUUGCCGAGGCGAUCAAGACGAUGUAUUGUUCGAUUUAUAUCGGCGAAAAGUCUAAGGCUUCAAAAGUUGAAUUAAUUGAUUAUAUAGCA
Messenger RNA from Botrytis cinerea B05.10, 1445 nucleotides. It is a transcript of the gene Bcgst12, whose product is annotated as Bcgst12. The transcript has 4 exons. Lineage: Eukaryota; Fungi; Ascomycota; Leotiomycetes; Helotiales; Sclerotiniaceae. The coding region runs from base 233 to 1012 and encodes 259 amino acids. The record is from RefSeq and is a predicted model, not a curated record.